CUUCUCCCCUGGUCCUCAGGUACCUGGGGAUCUGCCACCCGAUGCGGACCAUCACUCUGGAGAGUAAGCGGGUGGUGAAGGCCACCUGUGCCCUGGUGUGGGUGGUGGUCUUCAUCCUCACCUGCCCCAUCUUCAGGUUCGCUCAGACGGGAUACGUGAGGCGUGGCGGCGGGUCGAGGGAGGACUGGAACAUCACGGGAGAUUCAUCUGAAGACGAGGGCGGAUACACCAACUGCUGGGACGACGCCAUCGACAAAGAGUUCGCCGACUACGUCCCGUACGGCAUCUUCCUCCACCUGCUGGGCUUCUUCCUGCCCUUCCUCAUCAUCGCCUGGUGCUACUCUCAAGUCGUUUUGACCAUUUUCCAGACUCUCCGAUCCCCCCCCGGCUCCACGGAGGGCGGAGAGGACGACGGGGCGACGGAGGGCGAGCGCGAGAGGACGUCCGUCUCCAUCUCCGGGUCGCAGUACUCUCACUACAUCCGGAGGAGGAGGAAGUCCAUCAGAACCAUCGUGACGAUCACCCUGCUGUUCGCUCUGUGCUUCCUGCCGUUCCACGUGACGCGGACGCUGUUCCUGCUGCUGCGGCGGCGCGGAGGCUGCACGCUGAUGAAGACCGUCUCCAUCUGCUACAAGGUGACCGGAAC
Messenger RNA from Notothenia coriiceps (black rockcod), 646 nucleotides. Its product is annotated as P2Y purinoceptor 2-like. Gene Ontology annotation, molecular function: oxysterol binding; G protein-coupled receptor activity. The annotation marks the transcript as partial. Gene Ontology annotation, cellular component: membrane. NCBI's taxonomy places the organism in Eukaryota, Metazoa, Chordata, Actinopteri, Perciformes, Nototheniidae. Gene Ontology annotation, biological process: G protein-coupled receptor signaling pathway. The record is from RefSeq and is a predicted model, not a curated record. The transcript is spliced from 2 exons.